Messenger RNA from Caenorhabditis briggsae, 1461 nucleotides. The record is from RefSeq and is a predicted model, not a curated record. NCBI's taxonomy places the organism in Eukaryota, Metazoa, Nematoda, Chromadorea, Rhabditida, Rhabditidae. The transcript is spliced from 5 exons. Gene Ontology annotation, molecular function: protein binding. The coding region runs from base 1 to 1461 and encodes 486 amino acids.
AUGACCGAAUCGAGAUUUCCAUUUCCCCGUCUACCUAACGAUCUUUGUUCAAAAGUUCUUAAAACCAUGGACCCCCAUGAAAUAAUUGCCUACACAUUCACUUCAAAGAAGGCUUUAUCAUUGGUUAAAUCUCUCCGUUUACCGCUUAGAAGGGCUACAACAAAAAUUGGAUGGCCCAGUGUACGCUUGGUCUUUCGUGACAUUACUGUCGUAUUCAAGUAUAAAAUGGGUAAAAAUGAUGAAGUCAUGACGACUCUUGAUGAUAUUCCUGUCAAUGUUGAUGUUGAAUUAAUGAGAUUCAACCCGAUUCCCGAAUCUAAAGCAUUCAUUUGGUCAAAUCAAGGAAAGAAUAUAGGAGAGUGGGUUCAACAUCUCAGCUCGAUGUUCCGAUGUGAAUGUUAUGAAGCCAUAUUUCAUAUCUUUAAUACACGGUUAUACAUUCAAUCACUUCGGAAUACGCUCCCAAAACUCCGAAGAAUCGCUAUCAAUUGUCUCAUAAAUGAACCGAACAACCAAGAAAUUCAAAGCAUUGAGAAUAUUUUAAGAGCCUUUUUACCUGAUGUCAAGUGUGUCCGAUUGCAUCGUGUCCCUCUCCUUCCAUUCAGGAACCUUUCCAUUCAUCACAUUGGAAUGACGAAUUUGAGAGAGUUGAUUUUAGAACCGGAUCAAAAUCUAAAAUUCGACGAUCUUUCAACACUGAAUGUUGGAAGCUGUACUAUUUUUAUAACUCAAUUCUCGGUUCAAUCGCUUUCUCAUUCGUUUCAAAGAAGACAUUAUCAAUGGUUCAAUCUCUUCGUUUGCCUCUUAAACAGUUCUAUAAGUUUCACGUUUAGCAUGCUAAAAAAUGACAAAGAAUUGAAGAAAUUGGAUGAUACUCCGGUCAAUGCUUAUGUGGAAAUAACGAAAUUUCAACCGAUUGACGAAUCUCAAAGAUUUACCUGGUCGAAUCAUCAAACGACGUUAGGAAAGUGCAUUCGAAUUCUCUGCUCAAUUUUUCGAUACGAAGCUUAUAAAGCCGAUUUUCAUAUGAGAAUGACUCAAUAUGAAAUUCAAUCAAUUCGGAACACUUUUCCAAAACUCAGAACUAUUUGUAUAGUAGGUGCUCUUGAUGAACAGGAAGAGCACGAAGUUGUGUACGCUCAAAAACUAUUAAGAGUUUUCCUGCCUGAUGUUGAAAAUGUCCGAUUGCGUCGUGUCCCUCUCCAAGAGAACCUUUCCCUUCAACACAUUGGAAUGUCCAAUUUAAAAAGUCUGAAUCUAUUUUAUUCACGAAACCUGAAGAUUGAUGAUCUGGUAACUUUCAAUGUUGAGAAAUAUGUCAAUCGGACCGAUAAAAUCUCGCCUCUUGAUUUGAAUCGAUUUUUUAAAUUGCGGACGAAGGGAUGCAAUCCCAAAUUAAAUACCGAUCAAUCGCUCAUUAGUUUUCCCUAUUUCCACUCGAGACCCGAUAUUAUUGAUUGA